Messenger RNA from Closterium sp. Yama58-4, 810 nucleotides. The record is from the annotation of a GenBank genome assembly. NCBI's taxonomy places the organism in Eukaryota, Viridiplantae, Streptophyta, Zygnematophyceae, Desmidiales, Closteriaceae.
AUGAUGGCUCCUAUUAAUCACCACGCGCUAUACUCACCAUUCGUUCCGCACAGUCAGCGCUGCGCUUCCCGUUACAUCCACGUGUCAGCAGCACAAGCGAACGUAACGCGCGAAAACGCUCAGUCCCCAUCCGUGGCAAAGCCUCUUACCACACCCGACGCACACGCGCAGACCCCGCCCGCCAUUCCCGCGUGGCCCGCAUUCUCCGCCGCGUUUUCCGGCGAGUGGGCGGGAUACUCAGUCGACUUCUCGCGCUUCGGCCAGCCCUUGGAGUUGCCGCAGUCCGUCGUUCCCGAGGCGUUCCGCGAUUGGGGGCUCGUCCAGUACGCGUGGCAAUCGCAGACGUCCAGCUUCGCUCGCGGGGAGACCCUUGGGAACGCCGAGAUUCUCUCUUCGCUCGUGCGGUACGCGCCUGCUGCGGGAUGCGAGGCUGCGUCUCCGCCUAAAUACAGCGUUGAAAGGACGGCCUUGGAGUUAUCUGCUCUUGCUCCUGGUGCUGCUUCUGCUGCGGGCGACUUGUUUGCAUUCUCAGCAGAUGGUUCUUAUCUGCUCAUCCGAGCUGGCCAGUCCUCCACCAUGCCCGCGCCUGCCAGCGUGGACGCCAUGCGGGCCACUCAGUGGAUGCCACGUGGCACUGACUCCACGGCCCGUGACUCUAACGAGUGUGAUUCAAACGGGGCAUUCGGCAGCAUGGCAGGAGGGCCGUUUCAGGUGGAGCAUUGCUUGGCUUUGGAGGGGGUGGAAGCUGCGAGUGGUAAGGGGAGAGUUAGAGUGCGCGUUGUGCAGCAAUUCAAACCAGAGAAAGCAGCA